This is a messenger RNA of Colletotrichum spaethianum, 1977 nucleotides long. Its product is annotated as putative AAA domain-containing protein. The transcript has a single exon. The record is from RefSeq and is a predicted model, not a curated record. Gene Ontology annotation, biological process: ribosome biogenesis. Gene Ontology annotation, cellular component: nucleus. Bases 1 to 1977 code for a protein of 658 amino acids. NCBI's taxonomy places the organism in Eukaryota, Fungi, Ascomycota, Sordariomycetes, Glomerellales, Glomerellaceae. Gene Ontology annotation, molecular function: ATP binding; ATP hydrolysis activity; RNA binding.
AUGACGAAGCACUGGAACGUCACACCUGCGGUACCGACGGCCCAGGGGUCGGAGGGCAAGAGCACCAAGAAGCGCCGCAUCUCGCCGGAGCCCGAGGCCGCCAACAGCGCCGGCCACGUCAGCGACGGCUCCGCCAUCGCUUCCAAGUCCAAGUCCAAGCACGGCGACGCCUCGGAGGCCCAGGCGGCCGUCACGAAGAAGGCGCCCAAGCCCAGCAAGUACGGUCCCGAGCAGAUCCCGCCCGGCUCGGUCGUCCUCGGCGGCGUGCGCGGCAUCAUCGAGGAGCUGCAGCGCUACGUCUUCGCGCGGACGCGGAAGCCCGAGGACUUUGCCUGCUUCGGCGAGCAGCCCAUGGGCAUCCUCAUCUCCGGACCCCCGGGCACCGGCAAGCAGUCGCUCGUGCGAUCGCUGUCGUGGAGGACGCGAACGCCCGUCAUCUCCAUCGGACGGUACCUGGCUGAGACGCGGUCGCCCGAGAAGGUCAGCAAGAUUUUCACCGACGUGCUGGACGAGGCGAAGAAGGUGGCGCCGUGCGUUGUUCUCUUUGACCAUCUCGACGAGUACAUGACCAAGUCGGGCAACAGCCACAGCGAGUUCGACCACGAGGUCAUCUCGCAGCUGAAGCUCGGCCUCCGGCGCCUGCGGGAGUGGGAGCGGGAGGGUCUGCGCGUGGUGAUUGUGGGCACGACGAGCAAGCUCGAGCUGGUCGACUCGACGCUGCGGCGGCCCGACUUCUUCGCGCAGACCAUCACCGUCAAGGUGCCCAACACGGACGCCCGCGAGGAGAUCUUCCGAGCGCUGACGCGAGACCUCGAUAUCCCGUCCGAGGUUGACUUCAAGACCCUGGCGGUGCGCACGCACGGCUUCGUCGGCGACGACAUCCGAGCCGUCAUCCAGGUCGCCAACCGCAAGGCCAGCGACCGCUUCAUGGACGUCGAGCAGGCGCGCGCGCGCAACACCAUCCUCCCGGAAAGGAUGGAGACGUCUGAGGCCCCCUGGGAUCGCGACCUCGAGGACGCCUGUCUGUGGUACGACUACAUCGAGCACCCGUCCUACACGGAGCCCACCCGCAUCCACGUCGGGCAGCAGGACUUUGUCGACGCCAUCGCCGAGCACACGCCCUACAUGCGCCGCGAAGGCUUCAGCUCGAUCCCCAGCACGUCGUGGUCCGAGGUCGGCGCGCUGCACUCGGUCCGCGCCGCGUUCCAGGUCUCCAUCGUCCGGCGCAUCAAGGAGCCGCUGCUGUUCCAGAAGUUCGGCAAGCAGCGCCCGGCCGGCGUGCUGCUGUUCGGCCCGCCCGGCUGCGGAAAGACUCUCGUCGCAAAGGCCGUCGCCAACGACGCGCAGGCCAGCUUCAUUCUCAUCAAGGGCCCCGAGCUGCUCAACAAGUACGUGGGCGAGUCGGAGCGCGCCAUCCGCGAACUCUUCACCAGGGCCAAGUCGUGCGCGCCGUGCAUCCUCUUCUUUGACGAGAUGGACUCGCUGGUGCCCAAGAGAGAGAACACCACCACCGAGGCCGGCGCCCGCGUCGUGAACGCGCUGCUCGCCGAACUCGACGGUGCCGGCGACCGGGGCGAGGUGUACGUCAUCGGCACCAGCAACAGGCCCGACAUGAUCGACCCGGCCAUCCUGCGCCCCGGCCGUCUGGACAAGCUGCUCUUUGUAGAUCUGCCCACAGAGGACGAGCGCGUCGACAUCCUGCGCACCAUUGUUCGCAACGGCAUCGGCGGCGCCGAGGGCAACGGAGCCGUUGAUAUCGAGGCCAUUGCAAGAGACAAGCGGUGCGCCGGUUUCAGCGGCGCAGACCUGUACGGGCUGUACAAGAACGCGCUGGACGAGUGCGUGCUACGGUACGAGGGCGGUGAGCCGUCGUUGACGAGGGAGGACUGGGAGGCCGCGAUGAGCAAGACGAAGCCCAGCGUGCCGAACCCGGAGACAUAUAGACGGUUGGCGGCCAAGUUGCACCACCAGACAUGA